UUUGCUCACUGUUUAUACAGUUUUGUAAGAAUCCAAAGAGAAGAGAGAGAAAGAUUGAGAGACUAGAGCAGAGGACUGAGUCUUGUCUCUUCGCUGCAACCUAUAGCUGUUCUGUUCUCUCCUCUUGGCUUCCUCUUUGCAACCAAAAAAGAAUCAGAGGAUUCCAAGGAGAAUGCACCUUGACUUAUAGCAACUAAGAGAAGAUUCACCUGCCUUGAGUUAUUGUAGCUGAAAGAGAAAGUUUUGAUCUUUGGAAAUGGGUAUGGACCUAGCUGAUAAGGAGAACACAACCUUUCCUUUAUUUGAAUUCUCCAAUUGCUACAAAGUUGCAAACCUUACCCAAACCAUUCUAAACCCAGUAAAUAUUUCUAAUUUAAGAGACCGUUACGUGCUUGGGGAACAGUUAGGAUGGGGUCAGUUCGGUGUGAUCAGAGUCUGUUCUGAUAAGUUAACAGGAGAGAGGCUUGCUUGCAAGUCAAUCUCUAAAGACAGACUUGUAACACAAGAGGAUAUGAAGAGUAUCAAACUCGAGAUUGCGAUUAUGACUAAGUUAUCUGGCCACCCUCACGUUGUGGAUCUCAAGGCGGUUUACGAGGAGGAGGAUUCAGUGCAUCUUGUGAUGGAGUUAUGCGCGGGAGGUGAGCUUUUUCAUAAGCUGGAGAAGUAUGGAAGGUACUCUGAGGUUCGUGCAAGGGUGUUGUUUAAGCAUUUGAUGCAAGUGGUUAAGUUUUGUCAUGAUAAUGGCAUUGUCCACCGGGAUUUGAAACCAGAGAACAUUCUUAUGGCUACAGUGUCUUCUUCCUCUCCUAUCAAACUUGCUGAUUUUGGUUUGGCAACGUAUAUCAAGCCAGGGGAGAAGUUAAGUGGGACAGUUGGUAGUCCGUUUUAUAUAGCACCGGAAGUGUUAUCAGGAGGGUACAAUGAAGCUGCUGAUGUAUGGAGUGCAGGGGUUAUUUUGUACAUACUUCUCAGUGGAGUGCCUCCCUUUUGGGGAAAGACUAAGUCAAAGAUUUUUGAUGCUGUCAGGGCUGCAGAUUUGAGAUUCUCUGGUGAGCCAUGGGGGAAUAUAACUUCACACGCCAAGGAUUUGAUCCGUGGGAUGCUUUGUGUUGAUCCUUCCCAAAGGUUAUCAGCUGAUGGUGUUCUAGCUCACUCUUGGAUGGAGGAGUUGUCUGGAUUAGGACAAGAACAGUAUGAUCAAGAUGGGUUUGGGUGUGAAGGAUUGGAGAUUGGUGGAGGUUCUUUCUCCACAGGAUAUGUUUCUCGUGAGCAAGACUAUAGCUUCAGCAUGGGGCAGUUAGAGCCAUUGACAGAUAACGAGUGCAAAUCAUCAUUCUCCUCUUUCUUACCUGCUGAUAACAACAAUAUACAGCCUACUUCUGGUUUUGGUGGGUUUUCUUUUGAUGGGAAACAACCAGAAUCAUCAUCUGUUGGCUUACCAUUAACUGGACUCACAUCUAUGCCAAGCUUUAGCUUCUUUAGUCCAAGCUCAGCGACGACAGAGAACAACAACAUUCAUGAAACAGAUGGGAAACUUCGAGACUCAAGCCCAAAGAGAUUACUGCCUUCACUGGAUGCUUCUUCACAGCUUGAGAGGGGAGAGGAAGGAGGUGAGAAUCAGGCAGAAGCAGCAGUGAAGUCAGAGACAAGAAGGGAAAGAGGGAACUGGGAAAGAAUGUCAGUUCUACACAGCAAAAGAAACCGGACCAUAGGACUUGGUGAGCUAGACCAGUUGGUGGUGGAUGUUGCAGUCACUGAGUCGAUUAUCCGAUGGGCAUCUUGCACUCAUAUUCCCACUGCUCCAUCCCUCAGACUAUCGCUCGUCUGCUAGAACCAACGAACAU
Eruca vesicaria subsp. sativa (arugula) is the source of this 1844-nucleotide messenger RNA. Lineage: Eukaryota; Viridiplantae; Streptophyta; Magnoliopsida; Brassicales; Brassicaceae. The record is from the annotation of a GenBank genome assembly.